UUCAGGCGGUUGGUUGGGAAUGACGUGUCCACAUGGAGUAUGCUAUGGUCUGAAAUGGCUAUUGCGACAAGAAGGACCACGAGAUCAUGUGGACAUGCUUAUGAAUCUCGCUGCUGUUCCGAAUGUUACCAUAUUGGAUAUGGCAAACAUGAUUGUAGCUCAUGCAAGGAACAGAGGAUACGACGUUUUCAUCCAUUCCAAGGUCGUGUUGCUGAAUAUAGCCUGGAAAAUAUCAGACGAGCUAAUAGUGGUGAGCUAGAGAUAGACUGGCCUUGGUUUCCAAACGGAGAAAGAUGCGACUUGUCAACUGUCGUACAAAGGUCGGAUGGUGAGCAGCUUCUGUGUAAUCCCUCAACUAGAUCUUCUGAUCAUUACUGCCUGUUUGAUCAAUUUCACGAGAAAAAUUCCACGAACCCAGCCGAUUGCUUGCGAAGAGUGUCUUGCGUUAACCAACUUGCCGGGAAGAUCAAUUCAGAAACUGCUGAACAACUCAACAACAGACGAAACCGUGAUAAUUACUUCACAACAUCUUUGACAGCUCACAAUUCCGUCUUCAUGGAGCGAUUGGCAACUCAUUUUAGUAAUGAGAAAUUAAACCAACGUAUCAUAAAUACUCAUCGCAAGCAGUUUGGAAUGGCUAUGAGUUUUAACUCCUUCGGUCAACUUAUAAGUAGAAAUGAAGAUGAUGGGACCGAGCAGGCAUCACAACCAAAACGCGUCCGUUUGUCGACUGAAAGUCUUUCAACAGCUAACAGACCUGCCACAAGUAGCACUGGAACACUAAAUGAUGCUUGUGAUGAGUUGACACACGUUGCUGAGAAAAUGAAUCCCUCAGCUACAAGCAGCUACGACCUUGUUAUAGACUAGUUGUGACCUCGUCAGUCGUCAUCAAAGCUUAAGUGAUAUUUGACAUAAAGGAAGCUCAAUUUCUGUUUGGUUGUUCACAGCUUGGCAAAGAACAUUGUAACAAGUCGAAUUCCAAAGUCGAAUUCCAUUACCAUCUGUAGAUCUAAUUUCAAUAUAUAUACUUAUUCAUAUAGAACUGAUGUCCAAUGCCUGAACACUAAAUUCAAAUUUCUUUCAAGCAUUUCAUCAAAUUUUCUCAAAUUCUUAUAUAAUUCAUAAAACAUCUAAUUAUA
This is a messenger RNA of Xenia sp. Carnegie-2017, 1139 nucleotides long. RefSeq lists its product as uncharacterized. The record is from RefSeq and is a predicted model, not a curated record. The transcript has 3 exons. The coding region runs from base 40 to 867 and encodes 275 amino acids. Lineage: Eukaryota; Metazoa; Cnidaria; Anthozoa; Malacalcyonacea; Xeniidae.